Molecule: messenger RNA, 432 nt
Organism: Peniophora sp. CBMAI 1063
Lineage: Eukaryota; Fungi; Basidiomycota; Agaricomycetes; Russulales; Peniophoraceae
Source: the annotation of a GenBank genome assembly
AUGGAGACCGCGACUACGCACGCAUCCAGCAAGCAGGUUGUCCUCAGUCCGACUUCCAAGGAGUACGCUCCAAAGAUGCCACAGGACUUACGCCAGAAGCGAAGCGCAUACGGAUGGAAGAUCGUCGCCGACGUAAAGACCUUCUCCUCGCGGCAUCCCGUUGCCCAGGUCGUCGACCUGCACGACGUUCGCUCCUUUUACGAGAGUAAGGCCAGGGAAGUAGGCAUAUCCCGAGGGGUCAGCAUCCUCCUGCUGGAUUAUGACAAGGCGACGAAAUCGCUCACCUUCGUGAUCUGGCUCGCUCGUAACUUCAUCACCUUCUACGACAAGCUCUUGAGCCCCGACCGUCAAGUUAGAAUACCCUCCCAGCAAGACAUCUCCAAGUUCUGCGGGCUUGCGGGACUGGAAGAGCCUGGCUGGUUUCCCCUGUAG